Messenger RNA from Pangasianodon hypophthalmus (striped catfish), 2008 nucleotides. It is a transcript of the gene tcn2, whose product is annotated as transcobalamin II. Lineage: Eukaryota; Metazoa; Chordata; Actinopteri; Siluriformes; Pangasiidae. Gene Ontology annotation, biological process: cobalamin transport. Gene Ontology annotation, molecular function: cobalamin binding. The coding region runs from base 30 to 1370 and encodes 446 amino acids. The transcript has 10 exons. The record is from RefSeq and is a predicted model, not a curated record.
UGGGACAGUAACUUUCUUGUACAGUCCAGAUGAAUAGGUGGUGCAGAGGUGCAUCGUCCAUUCAGAGCACAUUAUCCCUGGAAGGAAGAUCAGCUGUGAUGAAGAUGAUCAUCUGCAUUCUAGCUGCUCUGUUUGCUCUGACUGCAGCAGAUACAUGCGGCUCGGAUACUAAAGAUCUCCUGCUCAAGCUGAAUAAGGAUCUGCUGCGCGCCACCGAAAGCCAGGAGUCUCUUCCCAACCCGAGCAUACACAUCGCACUGCGCCUCUCCCCUCAGCACAACCUGGUCAAAGAGGGCCAGUACCUCGACCAGCUCAAGACCAAGUUCCAUGAGGACAUUCAGAGCACUCUGAACAAGGGACAGCCUGUGGUGGGCCGCCUCGCCCUCUACGUGAUGGCGUUAAAAGCUUCCUGCCAGGAACUGAGAAAUGUAUCACUGUCGACGGGUGAGAAGAGCGAACCUCUGCUCACACACAUGAAGAAACAGAUGGAGUUGGAGAAGGACCACAUUGCAUCGAGCCAUCGUCCCCUGACCAACUACUACCAGUACUCUCUGGGCAUUCUGGCUCUGUGUGUCAGCGGAGUGAGAGUGAGCUCUCAUGUCAGCCACAAGCUCACCCACGCCGCCCUGCACACCCAAUUCGAACACGGUGACUCCGUAUGUGUGGACACCCUUGCAAUGGCAGGCAUGGCUCUGCAGUGUCUGAAAGAUGCUGAAACCCCGGUUAAAAACAAGGAGGAGUUGGAAAAGGCUUUGACCACCAUCAAAAAGAAGCUUCUGGCCUCACAGCGACCCGAUGGCCACUUGGGCAAUGAGUUCAGCACCGGCCUGGCUGUGCAGGCUUUAUUGGCGAUGGGCAACAAAGUAGAUGAGUGCUCUGCGCCUAUGAUGGCUCUGUGGUCUGAUGUUAAAAAAGGUACCUACCACAACCCCAUGGCGAUCUCUCAAACCCUGCCUGCUCUCCAGCAACGCACGUAUCUCCACCUGAAGAACAAGGAAUGUAUUGAUGAAGACGACUCUCUCGAUGUGGAUCCUGUUCCAGUUGUCCCGACCCCGAUGCAUGUUCAUGUGCAGGUGGAGGUGGAGGUGGUAAAAGCAGACGGCUCGUCCUUCACUUAUCAGAUCAACGUUACCAGCGGCGUCUCACUGCUCGACAGUCUCACACUGCUUCAGCAGCAGACGGACUUCAAGUUUGAGACGGAGGACAGUCUGUGGGGGCCGUUCCUUAGUGUAGUGAAUGGAGAACAAGCACGACAGACCGACCGGAGAUACUGGCACCUUGCUUCAGAUGGAAAAGGCCUGAGUCAGGGCAUAAAAGACUAUAAAAUUGAAGCAGCUCAGAAGAUCACCAUCAAGAACACCAGCUACUGAUCUGGGUCCAAAAUGAGACAAGGGAAUCUUUAAUCAGAAUAGUACUAGUUAGUUUUUAGUGCUCAUCUAUCUUUUUAAUGGAUGUUUUAUACAACAGUUAGUUCCAGUCCACUAAUCUGAUUGGUCGAGCAGCGUGUCAGUAGUGCUGAUAUUCAGUAUAACAGCACGGGGACAUGUAAAUGUGUGUAUCACGCUGCGUGGCUGUGUUCGCUACAUAAAAUCCCACUUCUAGGACUAGUUCGUUACACUGAAACUGUUACUACACUUACUACGUACUACUUAGUCAGUCAGUUACCAUGGCGUUACUAUAGCGUUGCCAUGGCAACACGUAACACUCUGUCCAGCUGCGGCUUCUUUGGGAACUAUUUUUGUUGACGGAGCAAAAAUAAACCAAAUAUUUGGCCAUGUUGUGUCAGUUACUCGAUAUUAAUUUCUUGUUUACAAAACUGCUGUAUGAAAGCAGUAUCACACUCGCAGUCGUGCCGUUGUACUGAAUACCUGCGGCCUCGUGCCUACAGCCGAAUCACGGCCGCGCUGAUCGUCACUACAACAGCACGAUUGUGAGCAGGAUAUUGCUUGGUGAUAUGGUGUAAUUUUUCCAUGUAGCAACUUCAACAAUAAAGUAAUUUUAGUAUGUG